AUUCCCAACUCUAUAUCACGCUUUGUACGUGAUUUUUGUCCGAUCGUCGCUCGUCGCUUCAACUACUCGACUAAUAAAAUCCGUAAUAUAAUGAUAAGUUCGACACUCAUUUUGUUGCUCAAAUUCUUGUAUGAUCGAGUCGAGUUUGUCAUUCCAAUUGCAAUUGAUUCUGAUAAUGCGAGUUUUCAAGUUUAUUAGAUCUGUUGGUAUGACCACGCUGAUUUUGUUUUUACUGGCUCCGUUUCUCAUCACCCUCUGCGCCUCAAAAGCAUCGUCUAGUCCGUCAUCGUCGUCCAAUUCAUCUUCGUAUUCUAAUUCUUCUUUAUCGGAUUCCAUAGAAGUUAGGAACACUAUGGCUGAUAAACGUGGAUUUCUGGAUAUUUCCCCGAAGGUCAUACGAAUUAGCUACCAAACCCCGGGAACUGUGACAAUCACAAAUACAUCGGAAAAUAUGGUCGAUUUUCGAAUUACUCCUAUCAAAAAUGUUUGUAUGGAUGUUUCGAACGGUUCGAUUCUUGCCAUGAAGAGCUUUACUCUUCAUCUUUCGAAGACCGGGGAAGAACAGUCUGCAAGCCCACAUUUUAUUAAGAUGAAGGAAAAGAACCGAAACAAAUACUUCACAACCCGGAUUGUAAAAGUGUACAUCGACUAAUGUAUUUCGUUUUGAAUAAAAAUUAGCUGAUAUG
This is a messenger RNA of Caenorhabditis elegans, 686 nucleotides long. It is a transcript of the gene Y62E10A.3, whose product is annotated as Major sperm protein. NCBI's taxonomy places the organism in Eukaryota, Metazoa, Nematoda, Chromadorea, Rhabditida, Rhabditidae. The record is from RefSeq and is marked reviewed. The transcript is spliced from 3 exons. The coding region runs from base 131 to 652 and encodes 173 amino acids.